AUGCCGUUUGUCUUCUACCUAUGUGGCAUUUUGGCUGGAAUACCAAAGGCUACUCACAGCGAAGCCAACCUCACCCCCGCUUCGCCGGCGUUACUCUGCCAAGGAGAGUGCAAAGGCUUUUCGGGAGAGCGAGUCGCUGUUCCCCACGCGGCCAGGACUGUGGGGAAACUGUCUAAAAACCUGCCAGGAAGCAAGAACGGCCACAUGCACGGCCUAAGCCCAGAGGGGAGAAAUUUAAUAGAAAAUGUUUACAUAGCUUCGAGAAGCAGGAAGGAGCCCAAAUCCCCCCAGGCCAGCGAGGUCCCUGAGCACAGGCUGCAGGUGAACAGCAUUACUGUUUCUAAGAAACGCAGCUGGCUGCAGCAGAGCACGCACCGACCUCCUCCUCCUCCUCCGGAAGAAGAAAACACCUGUAAGGAAACGCACGGGGCUGUUAUCCCGGUACCCAAAUCUCCCAUCCUGCUGCCUGAACCUGCAGUGCUGCGGGCUCCUUCCACGUCACCGGUGGGGCGGGAGCGCCCCAUGCGAAGCUGCGCUCCUGUCGGUGCCCUGCCAAGCACCGCAAGCCCUGCCGUGCCGAGGAGCGCCGCUUUGGACUUCGGUGAGGAUAAUGAUGCAGAUGAUGAAGGAGAAAUAUGGUACAACCCGAUCCCUGAAGAUGAUGAGCCUGACUUGCUGAGGGUCUGCCCUUUUGCUGUGAAUAGCCCUGUUGCUCUGGGCUCCCCGGUGGUUCGGUACAACCCCACCCCUGGGGGUGACUUGGGAACGGCCACGGGUCCCCACGAGGGUCCCCCACGCUCCAUGGAGAGCGCGGGGGACAGUUGGGUGGCUCAGCCCAGCGAAGCGAGUCAGGCCGAUGCAGUGCAUCCUGGGGAGCACAUGCAGCAGCACCGGCAGAGGUUUGCCUGCAAGGCUCCCAGCGUCUCAGCAGUAGAGGACAAUCCUGCCUUUAAGUGCCCUUCAACAGGGUCUGGAUUUGUAGUUGCACACAAGGCUGAUGUACCCUCAACAGAGGUUUCUCCUCCAAGUCCCAGUCCUCUGAAAAAAAGCGGAUCAAUCAACUGGCCUUUCCCUGAUAGAAUUAAAUCUCCCAGGACUGUGAGGAAGCUUUCCAUGAAAAUGAAAAAGCUGCCAGAGCUGAGCAGGAAACUGAGUGUCAAGGGAACUUCAAGCCAUACUAGUUCAGAUAACCCUCCUUCCCUGCUGAAAGGUACCUGCCGGGAUACAAGCCAUACGGUGUCUUUGCCAUCUGCUGGAAACUCGGCCACAGCUGCCAGCAGGAAUGUGAUAAGUCGUUACCAUCUCGACAGCAGCGUGUCGUCGCAACAUACCUACAAAAAGAAAAACUCGAGGAGCUCCAAAUCCUUCAGCAAAGGUGGUUACCUCAGUGAUGGCGACUCUCCUGAACUUAUAACGAAAUCAGGUAAACAUGGGCAUGAAACCAAGUGUGGGAAAGGAAAGGAGAGCCUUCCAAGUAACAGUGGUAAAACUGAAAUAGAUAUCGAUGCUUUCAGACACUAUAACUUUUCUGAUCAACCCAAGUGCUCUCAGUACAUCUCUGGACUCAUGAGCAUUCACUUUUAUGGUGCUGAAGACUUAAAACCACCAAGAAUAGACUCAAAAGAUGUCUUUUGUGCAAUACAGGUUGACUCAGUAAACAAAGCAAGAACAGCCCUGCUUACGUGUAGGACAACAUUUCUAGAUAUGGACCACACGUUCAACAUAGAAAUUGAAAACGCUCAGCACUUAAAGCUGGUGGUGUUCAGCUGGGAACCCACCCCGCGGAAAAAUCGGGUGUGUUGUCAUGGAACCGUGGCUCUUCCCACUCUCUUCCGAGUGACAAAGACACAUCAGCUGGCUGUCAAACUGGAACCGAGGGGGCUUAUUUACGUCAAGCUGUCGCUCAUGGAGCAGUGGGAGAACUCUCUUGAUGGUCUCGAUGCGGAUCGGGAGCCCGUGAUGUUUGGGGUAGAUGCCCGAAAAGUUGUAGAGAAGGAAAAUGCGGGCUUGAUGGUGCCACUUUUGAUGCAGAAAUGCAUUCUGGAGAUUGAAAAGAGAGGCUGUCAGGUGGUAGGCCUGUAUCGGUUAUGUGGCUCAGCAGCGGUUAAAAAAGAGCUUCGGGAGGCCUUUGAGAGGGACAGCAAGGCCGUUACUCUCUGUGAAAGCCAGUACCCAGAUAUUAAUGUCAUAACAGGCGUCCUAAAGGAUUACCUGCGAGAGCUACCCUCUCCUCUGAUAACCAAGCAGCUCUAUGAAGCAGUGUUGGAUGCCAUGGUGAAAAAUCCUUUGAAAAUGACAGCAAGUGGUUGUGAAAAUGACCCGAGUGACUCUGAGCACACCGCAGCCCUUCUGGAUUGCCUGCCAGAUGUUGAGAAGGCUACCCUGAAGAUGCUGUUGGAUCACCUGAAACUGGUGGCUUCUUACCACGAAGUAAAUAAGAUGACGUGCCAGAAUUUAGCUGUAUGUUUUGGGCCCGUGUUACUGAGCCAGAGGCAGGAGACCACCAACCACAACAACAGAGUCUUCACAGACUCGGAAGAGCUUGCUAGUGCCCUGGACUUCAAAAAACACAUAGAGGUUCUUCACUAUUUACUCCAGCUGUGGCCAGUACAUCACUCGCCUGCCAAAGAACCAGCACAUCUGAAUGCAUUUCCCGAGCACCCAUCCUCCCUGAAUUACCUGAGACCCAAGAGGCAGAGACCUCAGAUGCUGAAUCUGAGCGGUACCGAGAUGUCUGGGGUACUCAGACCGAGGCCAGCAGGUCUAGACAGCCCGUCGAGCAACCGCUACGCUGGAGACUGGAGUAGUUGUGGGGAGAACUACUUCUUAAACCCAAAAGACUGCCUGAGUGAAGCAGACUACGAUGACGUCCCUUCGGAAGACACAGAGAGCGGGGACGACAGCAGCAAAGCCGAGGAGUCGGAUGCCCCGGUAAGACACCCGCAGCCCAUCCCCAGAGAGCACACGUUUCAGAGCUAUUUGACAAUGCAAGCAAUAGACUCCGCGGUGGAUCACAGAGCAAACCUCAAAGACCUGCAGGAAAGUAUUGAUACUCUGAUAGGAAACCUGGAAAGGGAACUCAACAAAAACAAGCUAAAUAUGAGUUAUUAAAUCUUGUCCUGCAUGACGCCUCCUCCUAGUGCCUCCGUGCCCCGCACCGGGCUUCCCACAGUCAUGUGAGGAGUGAUGGUGCCCUUGAAUGCCUUGUGGUAAGGCCACGGCCCACCUUGCGUUAACAAAUUUUAAGCCAUUCCGUUACAUUUCUGCCUUUUUGUUAGAAGGUGUUGGCCUGAUUCUGGUGUUGGAGACAACCUUAGAGACCGAGAGGUGAUUCCACAUAGUGGCGUUUCUCCCUAAAAAUACUAUGCACUUAGGUGGUCUGGGCAAUACCUGGCAGAAGAUAAAGCAACAUCUCUGCUGUUGGCGGCAGCGGAACUCCUCAUUCCUGAAACCCUAGCUCCGGUACAGAUGUUCCUCUCAGAAGAGGAUGAACGCUGCUUGGCCUGAGUUUUGCAGCAUGGA
Aptenodytes forsteri (emperor penguin) is the source of this 3522-nucleotide messenger RNA. It is a transcript of the gene SYDE2, whose product is annotated as synapse defective Rho GTPase homolog 2. Gene Ontology annotation, biological process: signal transduction. The transcript has 7 exons. The coding region runs from base 1 to 3111 and encodes 1036 amino acids. The record is from RefSeq and is a predicted model, not a curated record. Lineage: Eukaryota; Metazoa; Chordata; Aves; Sphenisciformes; Spheniscidae.